Molecule: messenger RNA, 378 nt
Organism: Letharia columbiana
Lineage: Eukaryota; Fungi; Ascomycota; Lecanoromycetes; Lecanorales; Parmeliaceae
Exons: 1
Coding region: 1-378 (125 amino acids)
Source: RefSeq, a predicted model, not a curated record
AUGGCUUUGGCGCACUUGCCCAAAGUCGCUUUAGUUGGGGCAUGUGUUGCUUUCGGGCUGGUCUUGGACACUACCCUCCCGGAGACUAUCUUCCCGGAGACGUUGACAAAUGGAAGUUCGAUGAGACAAUUGAAUCUGACGAGCAGGCUCGAUGACAUGGAAUUCAUCUGUAACGGGGGCGUAUUUGGUCGGGGCUUGGCGCUCAACAGCUGCGGUGAUCCGAACCGGCAAAUGAGUUUCUAUUCGCAGACACCACGUACAUGGGGACUGCGGGGUACUGGGGCCUUCGAUUUUGACCUGCCGCUGCGGUUCAUAAGCGGUAUAGCAUUGAAUUGGUGGACGGAUGGACGUAGCCUUACUGAUAUCUUCCACAGCUGA